Leucoraja erinaceus (little skate) is the source of this 3828-nucleotide messenger RNA. RefSeq lists its product as uncharacterized. The transcript is spliced from 8 exons. The record is from RefSeq and is a predicted model, not a curated record. NCBI's taxonomy places the organism in Eukaryota, Metazoa, Chordata, Chondrichthyes, Rajiformes, Rajidae. Bases 292 to 1770 code for a protein of 492 amino acids.
CGCCUCUUUAACUUUAUCAGGAAAGGAGCUCUUCCCUCCAGUAAGUGAUUGCUGGAUGUCUGCCUUGAGCAGUGGGAAGUACAGCCAGUGACCCAGCUUUGCUCACACCCAGCUUCCUUCCUUCGCUGCAAGAUUCAUCCAGGCAGAGCGUGACUCGAAUACAUCUCCGCUUGUUUAAGAAAAAAAUACUCAGUCAAGCAUGUUGCCAGCGUACAUGGCCGUGUGCACGGAGAGAGCUGGAUACUGAAGCCGAACAGCAGCAGGAGCCCCCAUUUCCAACACAACGGAGCGAUGAUGUUUGGCAGAAACAGCAUCUUCGGAAUAGGAAGCUCCUGGAAAAAAGUGGCGAAACAGGAAUCAUCCAAGAAGAACGUGGUGUUGACCAAGGUGACAGCCCUGAGAAAUGGCUCGGAGUGUGAGCACAGUUCGCCCCAUCCAACGGCAGCCAGGACCGGCAACAACAACCCAACACCAAUAACGAACGGCGGCGCUGAUCUCGGCAAGUCCGGGUACCACAACGUAUUCUCGGGGCUCGCCAGCAGAAAGGGAUCGGCAAACUGCACCGUCCUGAAGUUGUACAAAUCCGAAUCGGAGGACUCUGGUGCCGAAUUUCCAAGCGGCGCCAAUUCUCCAUUGACUCCCUCGGGCUCCGAGCAAAGCCUCGUUAUACACCGAAGAGUUUCAUCCUGUGACUCUGGGAUGGCGCUGAGCAUCACUUCCACGUCCCCUGCCGUUCAACAUUUACCUCUAGCAAGCCCCGGCGCCAACUCUGGCGCGGCGUGCAUCAAAGAAGACCGGGAAGACCAAGAUGCCGCGGCAGAGGUCGGGGAACAGCCGGCGGCGUCUACGAAUUGGAGAGAGGACCACAGGUCCAGCAGUCACUUCAGUCCGAGUCCACCACCCGCGGACGAAAGAGCGAAGCGGUCCAGGCGUGUAUCGCUCGUUGAAAUUGUCAUUGCCGACGCCGGCUCUCUCCCAGUGUCAAAUGGUGGAAUGGAACAUCGAGAUCUAGUGGCUCAGUUAGAUCACGAACCAUUGAAAAGGGGACAAUCAAACGAAAGUCUGGAUAAAUACAUGGAGAAGUGCUGCAGAUUAAGCGAGGCAAACCAGGAGAAGACAGUCGACCGGAGUUCAGGCCUGGGAUAUCUGGAGCAUAUCUGCCAGUUGAUUGAAACCAUCGGGCAACUCCAGGAGCAGAACAAGCAGCUCCAGAAGCAGGUGGGCAUCGGUGAGAAAACUCUGAAGGUGAACAGGUUGAAAGAGGAUUUCUUCUUGAACCAUUGUUCCUGUGGGGCCGCUGGUGUCUAUCAGACCCUCACCAGCCUUCCCCGUCUGCACAGCGACUCGUCCGGUCCCCACAGCUGCCAGAGAAGCUCAUUUAUACUGGAGUCCACGUCACAGAUCCCGAGAUGCCAAGGUGAGGAGACAAACCCAGUGGAAAGAGUGUGGCUCAGGAAGUCGGCGCUCAAAGAGAUGGGAAGAUCUUUUGAGGUUGAGGUGCAGCAGGGCCUUGAUGGGACAAGGAGCCUGAACUGCUCACACCAAGGAUUCCAGGAGGUCAAAGUACCACCUGGUGAGAAAGUCAAGUUACUGCUUAGGAAUUGCAGCUUAAACCAGGACAAAGGUUGUGACGUAUCCAGCUGCAUAAAGAGAUCCUACACUCAGCUUUACAGGACAGAAGCUGGAGCCUUCAAUUCACUAAUGAAGGAGACCAACUCCACCAGUGCAUUGGGCUGCACCAGGAAUUACGACUGGGACAAUUCUCACUGAGUCUUCAAGGAUGUCUGACAAGAACGCUCUCCAAAGAAGUGACUAAUCCAACAAUGAAUCAUCGACUGAUGAAAGGAAGCUGCUGGGUUGUGGGACUGCAGUAAUGAGCCGAUCGUAGUUGGUACUGUUCGAAGGGCAACUUCAGACAAUCAUCUGGGAACCUGGAAAUGUAAUUACUUCAAACAUCCCAACUUGCCAGAUCAGCAAUACCAGAGAUUAUAUCUGUUUACCUUUUUAAUCGCACAAGAUAGGGCCAAAGUCCAGUGUUGAACACUGGAAUAAAAUACACACAUCAAGUCAUUCUGAAAGCUUUGAAAAACACUAAAAGCUGGAGUAACUCAGCAGGACAGGCAGCCUUUCUGGUGAGAAGGAAUGGGUGACGUUUUGAGUUGACAUCCUUCUUCGGACUUUCUUCAGACGGCCUCGACCCGAAACGUCACCUAUUCCUUCUCUCCAGAAAUGCUGCCCGUCCCACUGAGUUACUCCAGCAUUUUGUGUCUGCGGUUUAAACCAGCAUCUGCAGUUCCUUCCUGCACAUUCCAAAAGCUUUCAUAGAUAGUUUCAUAAAUUCCUUUUCUUGCAAAAAGGGAUGCCACAGUGGCGCAGCUGGUAAAGCUACUGCCUUGCAGUGCCAGCGACCUGGGUUCAAUCCUGACUACGGGUGCUGUCUGUGCGGAGGUUGAAUGUUCUUCCGAUGACUGCCUUAGUUUCCUGGGGGUGCUCCGGUUUCCUCCCACAUUCCCAAAGACAUGCGGGUUUGUAGGUUUAUUGUCCUCUGUAGAAAAUGCUGCUAUUAGAGAGUACAUGAGAAAGUUGGCAAACACAGAACUAGUGUGACACCAAAAGCUGGAGUAACUCAGCGGGACAGGCAACCUCUCUGGUGAGAAGCAAUGGGUGACGUUUUGAGUCGAAAUCCUUCUUCUGAGUUUAGUUUAGUUUAGCUUGAGGAGCAUCUAGUUUGUUGUUAAGUUUAGUUUGGUUUAGAGAUACAGUGCUGAAGCAGGCCCUUGGGCCCACCGAGUCCGCAUCAACCAGCGAUCCCCGCACAUUAACUCUAUCUUACAUACACACACUAUGGAAAAUUUACACUAAUACCGAGCCAAUUAACCUACAAACCUGUAUGUCCCUGGUGUGUGGGAGGAAACCGAAGAUCUCAGAGAAAACCCACACGGUCUUGGGGAGAACAUAGAAACAUAGAAAACAGGUGCAGGAGGAGGCCAUUCGGCCCUUCGAGCCAGCACCGCCAUUCAUGAUGAUCGUGGCUGAUCGUCCGCUAUCAAUAACCCGUGCCUGCCUUCUCCCCAUAUCCCUUGACUCCACUAGCCUCUAGAGCUCUAUCUAACUCUCUCUUAAAUCCAUCCAGUGACUUGGCCUCCACUGCCCUCUGUGGCAGGGAAUUCAAUAAAUUCACAACUCUCUGGGUGAAAAAAAAAAAUUCUCACCUCAGUCAUAAAUGACCUCCCCUUUAUUCUAAGACUGUGUGGCCCCUGGUUCUGAACGUACAAAGUCCGUACAGACAGCAACCGUAGUCAGGAUUUAUGCCGGUUCUCCAGUGCUGCAAGGACUGUAAUUCAGCAACUCCACUGCUGCGCCACAUUUCCUUGUGUAUCAGUGGUAAAACAAAGGCAGGUCACCAGACUACAAGCAAGUUGUGAGUAUAAAUUUGUGCUGGGAAUUUUCUGUGUUUGUUGAACAAGAAUUCAGCAACGUCACCAAAGAACCACUAAAACGCCUCAGCCAAUUCUCAGGGCUUUCUGCCAACCCAUCAUUCAAACUAUGGCAGAAAUCUGGCUGAAAAGCAGAGCCAAACCACUAUUAUUUGAUGAAAUCAAUAGAAAAUAUCCUAACCGAUAUGAUUUUUUUAACUUUGUGAAAUAAGCUUUAAUUUUGUUUUAAUAAUAUAUGCAUUAACACAGUGAUUUAUAUAUGGAAUUGUUUAUCACAACUUUUGUAAUGUGAAUUGUAAUUCCACAAGUAUAUGUAAAAUAUCUCUAUAUUGCUGUAUCGUAUACGUUAGCAUAAAAUAUUAAUAAAAGAUAAAACAUCAGCAAAAUCUAA